Acanthosepion pharaonis is the source of this 747-nucleotide messenger RNA. NCBI's taxonomy places the organism in Eukaryota, Metazoa, Mollusca, Cephalopoda, Sepiida, Sepiidae. The record is from the annotation of a GenBank genome assembly.
AUGUCUUUCCUUCUUUCUUUCCCUCAUAUCCUUCUUUUUUGUUUUCCUUUCUCUCAUAUCCUUAGUUUUUUCUUUCGUUCUUUCCAUAAUAACCUUCCCUUUUUCUUCCUUUCUUUCUGCCUAUCUUUAUGUCUUUCUUUCUUUCUUCCCCUCAUAUCCUUCUUUUUUGUUUUCCUUUCUCUCAUAUCCUUAGUUUUUUCUUUCGUUCUUUCCAUAAUAACCUUCCCUUUUUCUUCCUUUCUUUCUGCCUCUCUUUAUGUCUUUCCUUCUUUCUUUCCCACAUUUUCUUCGGUUUUGUUUCCCUUUCUCUCGUUUCUUUUUCUCUCCAAUCUUUUUUUUACUUUUAUUCACAAUUAUCCUCCUUUUUUAAUUCUUUAUCUAGCCCUUUUCUUUCCCCCCACACCCUUUCUCUUUUCUUUAUAUUCUUCCUUUUCAUUUAUUUCUUUCAUUUAUAACCUUUAUUUUUCCUUUCUUUUUUGCCUCAUAACCUUCCUUUAUUCUAUAUUUCUUUCCUUCCAUCAUUACCUUCUUUCUUUAUUUUCUUUCAAUAUUGCUUUUUCUUUCUUUCUUUCAUCUAAUGCUUUUUCUUUCUUUCUUUCUUUCUUUCUUUCUAUCUCUCUCUCUCUCUCUCUCUCUCUUAUCUCUACGUUUUUAUUUCUUCUUUCCUUUAUAUCUUCCAUUUUUCAUUUUCUUUCUCUCAUAUCCUUACUUCUUUCCUUCUUUCUUUCCUUCUUAUCACAAAACUAA